Molecule: messenger RNA, 450 nt
Organism: Anisakis simplex (herring worm)
Lineage: Eukaryota; Metazoa; Nematoda; Chromadorea; Rhabditida; Anisakidae
Source: the annotation of a GenBank genome assembly
AUGUCGUUAUCCACAAUUGAUCCUGCACGACAAGCUAUGGACGCGCUAAAUAAUCGUUGUGUUUGUCUGAUGCCCGUGUUGCAUUUCGCUAUCGAAAUUCUUGCUCCUAAUGCUUCUACCAAAACGGGUUCUGCUGCAUCCAGUUCCAGAAUUGUGUUAUUGCGUGCACGACACGGUCUUUCGUCGGGAGCUAUUCUUCGAAGUGUUUUGGCCAAGUUUUCGGUCGAUUAUGAUUCUUGUAUAGUAGUGCUUUCGGGUACGCUUGAAGUGAUUGCGUCACAUAUAAGUGUUGGAACAAUUGGCUCAAGGUGUGUUACUGUGAUGACACAACAACAGUUUCAAGGUUCGCUUUUCGGUCAACAAAUCAAAUUUACUUGUGCUUCUUCAUCCUUCACAUCUCCUUCCAUUUUUGUUCAGCCCAACUUUUCAGUAUUGUUUUUUGUAUCAUGA